This is a messenger RNA of Tribolium madens (black flour beetle), 1872 nucleotides long. RefSeq lists its product as uncharacterized. Bases 137 to 1495 code for a protein of 452 amino acids. Gene Ontology annotation, biological process: cobalamin transport. Gene Ontology annotation, molecular function: cobalamin binding. The transcript has 5 exons. The record is from RefSeq and is a predicted model, not a curated record. Lineage: Eukaryota; Metazoa; Arthropoda; Insecta; Coleoptera; Tenebrionidae.
GGGUCGUCGAGGCGCCGUGUAGACGCUGCUUCAGGUACUUCAGCCUUGAGACGAGUUAGGAGUGAUUAAGGCUUGAUUAGGUGUAGGUGGAAAGAAGGUUUAGUUUGCUGGUUUUUGUGUUGAAAACGGGACGAAAAUGGUUUAUUUGCCGCUGAUUGUGGCCAUUUCGUUGGUGGCUUUUGGUUACUCCCAAGACAUCGAGCUGCAGACCUCCUCGUACUCUCCGAGAUUAACAACCGGCUCGUUCCGCUCGACAUCCGCAACCCCCGACCCCGACUCGUCCAUCCAAAAGGCCUUAGCAUGGUUAAUAACCCAACGCGACGUGACUUGGGGUUGGCGCAACGACACCCCCAAAGCCGUCACCGCUCUCCAACUCGUUUCUCACGACGAUUUGGCCUCACCUUUGCCCACCCCCGUCGAAAUGCAACUCUCUAGCAAACAAUUAGAGAUCGAGAUUGUGAUUCUGUUGUGGCGACACCACGAGGUCCCCAUUACGCCCCCCAAAUUGGCCCAGUAUGCCUUGGCGUUGAGCACGCUGUGUCAAGACCCGAGGCAAUUCCACGGGCAUGAUCUCAUCGGGGCCAUGCAGCAUCAUGAGGCUGUGCAUGAUCUGGAUUUUGCUUAUGCCACGUUGGCGGCCUGCAGCUCGAGGGCGCAUGUGAGGAAGAAGCAGAUUAGGCGGCUGCUGGACAUCGCAAACACGGCCAAAGACCACAACAUUGAUACAGUGGCAAUGACAAUUUUGGCCUUGCGAUGUAUUGUGAAGGACCACAGACACAGAAAUUUGCAACACUCGUUGAGGAGGCCCAGUAUUAGUCUAGCAAGACAGCAGCAACCAGAUGGGGGCUUUGGAAAUUUGUAUAAUACAGCUUUGACCAUGCAAGCCCUCCAAGACAUGACUGAGGCAAGUUCCCACUGGAACAAAACCGCUGCAAAGUCAUACAUCGAGUCCCGCCAGGACCCCGACGGUGCGUUCACCGACCCCGGCCUGACCUCCGAGGUCAUCCUCGCCUUAACCAAUCACGGCCUAGGCUCAAUCCGCAACCUAGACUGCGGCAAACCCGACGGCGACCUAGAAAACCACGUCGAAAUCGACGGUUUGACAAAAUCGCUCUCAGUCCACGGCAACGACUCCGAAAUCCGUAACGUGACCGUCACCUACACCCUCUGGGUCGGGUCCAACAUUACAGAAAACUGCACACUCGCCAUCACCGCACCUCGGAACACGUCUUUCUACGCCGUGAUGCAGAUGGCCAUGGAGCUCGACCCCCACUUCACCUUCGAGGCUUCCGAGUGGCCCAAUGGACACUACGUCCACACUUUGGCUGGGUUUAAGGAGGAACCGAUGGGCUAUAACUAUUGGUUGUUGUAUCGGCUGCCGGAAGUACCCGAUCCCAGCGCUCCGCCAGCCAAUCAGCUCGUCGCUCCAGUCGGAGUCGACGAUUUACUUAUCGACGAAGGAGACCAUUAUUUGUUCUGGUACAAAAAAUUGUAAGCUUAAGCACAAGUAUCAUGCUUCUGUACGCCAUUUUGUUUCGUGUGACUUAUUUUGCAAAUUUUACUGUAUAGAGGGCGUUUUUGGACAUAUGAUAGAAUUGUAUCAUCUCGGACUGUUUUAUACUGUAGGUCACAACAAUACAGUGUUUUCUUUUUAAUCUUUAGAUAAUAAGUAAUACACUAUAGGUGUGGUAAUAAUAACAAACAAAAUAAUAAUGCAUUUUGAAGGGACAAUAUAUCUUUGUGUGACAUCUUUUUUAUAUGUAGCUUAGGAUUUGAUUAUUUAUUCAAUUGUUAAUAUGGCAAAAAUUGUUAAAAAUUCUUUAUUUUUGUUAAAUUUGGCUUAAAGGGAUUACUAAUAAACACUUAAAUACA